AUGGGUCGCUGGGCUUUCCACGUCAACCAUCCUGCUCCAGCUGUCCUGUUUCCAUUUGGGGAUGGAGACCUGCAAACUCCUGUAUCUGAUGAUGGAAGCUCUGAGGAGAUCAUCUUGCAGCAGCCUUUCAACUACUUUGGACGCACUUACAAUCAGAUCUAUGUCAAUAAUAAUGGACACUUGACCUUCACUGAGCCCUUCUCUGAGUACAGCCCCUAUUCAGGCUCUGGAAGAGACAUCAUCUUCCCACUGUGGACCGACCUGAACAAUGGAAUCCAGGGAACUGUUUCCUACCGACAGGCCACAGACAGUGCCACUCUGAACCAAGUCACCAGUCAGAUUAAUCAGUAUUUCCCUGAUGUUUCCUUUGCUGCAUCCUGGGUUUUCAUUGCCACAUGGAACCAAGUGUCAUACUACUCGGGCGCAGGGGCCGCAACCUUCCAAGUGGUGUUGGUGUCCAGCGGUGAUGUCUCCUUCUUACUCUUGAACUACGGUGACAUUGAUGCAACAGAGCAGCUUUGGAUGGUGAGGAAAACACAAUACUGUCGUUUAUAG
This is a messenger RNA of Chanos chanos (milkfish), 555 nucleotides long. Its product is annotated as sushi, nidogen and EGF-like domain-containing protein 1. Lineage: Eukaryota; Metazoa; Chordata; Actinopteri; Gonorynchiformes; Chanidae. The transcript is spliced from 4 exons. The coding region runs from base 1 to 555 and encodes 184 amino acids. Gene Ontology annotation, biological process: cell-matrix adhesion. The record is from RefSeq and is a predicted model, not a curated record.